Geodia barretti is the source of this 799-nucleotide messenger RNA. The record is from the annotation of a GenBank genome assembly. Lineage: Eukaryota; Metazoa; Porifera; Demospongiae; Tetractinellida; Geodiidae.
UUUCAUCUGGUUUGGGGGCGUGUCUAUCUUCCCAAAUGAAGAGCACCCGUUGUUAGGAAACGUCAACAAACGUGUUUAUAGGUUGGGAGAUGCCGCCAAAAGCCAAGAAGAAAGGGAAGAAGAAGGGCAAGGGAAAAGCUAAGAAAGAUGAAGGUGGUGAGCUGUCAGUGGAAGAGAUGUACAAGAGGACACUGCAAGAGGUCGGAAGUCUCAGGGAACAACUUGCUGAAAGGAAGGAGUAUGCUCGCCAAUCUCGAGCCAGUGAAGAGGUGAUGAGAGAGAGAGUGCAGGAAGUCAGGGAAAUGGUUCACGAAGAACAGAUCAGCAAGAAAGACAUUGCAGAGGAGCUAACACGACAAUACAAGACGAUGAGGUCUGAGAAGGACUCCCACAUUCUCUACCUCCAGACCGAGGUCAAGAGACUCCGAGAUAAGCUCGGUUUUACUGUGUGUCUCCACAUCACACAGAGGAGACAGAGAGUGAGUUGGUGGGGGUCCGUAGAGAGAGGGACAAGCUGAGGAGGCAGAAGGAAGAGGAAGUGUCUGCUCUCAAUGCUCGACUCCGGGCCAUAGAGAGGUCUUACGAUGCCAUCUUAGAGGAUGCACUGGACUCAUUGUGCUGCAAGAUGGAGGAGCUGAGGGAAAAGUGGGACUUUGAGUCUCGUGAAAUUGACCAAAGAACUCAACAGACACUCCUAGAGUUUGUGACACCAGGUUAGGCCUGGGCUCACUACUAUUAGGCGUCUUAUCUUUGUUUUGCUAUAAUCCUAACAUUAGCUAACCGAAACAACACGAUCAGC